Molecule: messenger RNA, 732 nt
Organism: Seminavis robusta
Lineage: Eukaryota; Bacillariophyta; Bacillariophyceae; Naviculales; Naviculaceae
Source: the annotation of a GenBank genome assembly
AUGAGGAAUGUUUGCCAUGAGUUGUCGGUACAUGGCAAGAAUCAUCUUGAUGUGGCGGCCAGCCACAACUAUAUUGGUUCUUCUUUGGAAGCGAUGGGUGACAAUGAUGGUGCUUUGGCAAAUUAUAAAGAAUGUCUUGGCAUAAGGCUGUCUGUGUUAGGAAAAAAUCAUCCUCAUGUCGCAUUCAGCUACUUCAAUAUUGGCUCUCUCCUGCAUGAUAUUUUUGACAAUGACGGUGCCUUGUCAAACUAUGAGAAAGCUCUUUCCAUUCAAUUACCAUCAUUGGGCAAGAAUCAUCCUGAUGUGGAAUCCACCUUUCUCGGUAUUGGUUCUGUGCUGAACAGUAUGGGUAAAUAUGAAGAUGCUUUGACAAAGUAUGAGGGAGCUCUUGCCAUUGACGUGUCAGUAUAUGGCAAGGAUCAUCAUUCAUUGGCACUCACACUCAGCAUGAUUGGCCAUGUUCUGGUAUAUAUGGGUGACAAUAAAGGUGCUUUGGAAGAGUAUGAAGAAUGUCUUGCCAUUGAAUUGGAAUCAUUGGGCAAGAAUCAUCCUAAUGUGGCAGACACUUACAGCAGCAUUGGUUCAGUGCUGGAAAGUAUGGGUGACUGUUCUGGAGCCUUAUCGAACUUUGAGGAGUGCCUUGCCAUUCGGGAGCAAGCUUUGGGAUCAGAUCAUUCUGACACCAAGAGUUGCCUGAAACGGAUUGAAAUUGUCAAGGCAAAACUGUCAUAG